Amphimedon queenslandica is the source of this 1421-nucleotide messenger RNA. RefSeq lists its product as uncharacterized. The coding region runs from base 936 to 1310 and encodes 124 amino acids. NCBI's taxonomy places the organism in Eukaryota, Metazoa, Porifera, Demospongiae, Haplosclerida, Niphatidae. The record is from RefSeq and is a predicted model, not a curated record. The transcript is spliced from 2 exons.
CAAAUCUAUAUUGCAAAGGCAUGGGAUACCACAAAUUGUCAGUAUCAGAUAAUGGUCCACAAUACUCUUCUAUAGUUCUUUUCAUGAGUUUGCUAAACAGUAUUGUUUUCAACACAUUACUAGUAGCCCUAGAUACCCUCAAGCAAAUGGAGAAGCUGAAAGAGCAGUCCAGACAGUAAAGAGGCUUCUACUCAAAUCAGAAGACCCUUAUUUAGCUCUUUUGUCAUACAGGGCUACUCCACUAAAGUUGGGAUUUAGUCCAGCAGAACUACUAAUGGAAGAAACCUUAGGACCACACUUCCAACCACAAACAAACAACUGUAGCCACACAUACCUAAUCAAAGGUCAGUAAGGUUCAAGGAUAGUAAUCUAAAAGCUUCUCAAAAGAGACAUUAUGAUAUAAGACACAGAGCAAGGGAACAACAACCCCUCACUACAGGAGGCAGGGAAAUGUUCAAAGGGAACAGUCUACUUGAUCUUAUACUGUGGAAACCUCUGCAGGGAUUGUCAGAUGAAAUAGAAGAGAUUUGAAUAUUCUCCCGUCUUCAGUACCAGCUCAAGAGGAAAUUGAUCUACCUGACGUUGAUACUCAACAAGAGGAUCACUCGACGAAUACCUCUGAGACUCGAGACAAACCAAGAAGAAGUUCUCGUCACACUCGUCUCCCAGAUAGAUAUGGAGUCUGGUUGAAUGGAUAAAGACCAUUAACAGACUGAGGGGAGAUGUGAGAUAAUAAUUUUGUAUAGUUAUUGUUAUUAUUAGUUAUUGUUUUGAUAGUUAUGUGAUGUUAAUAUCCUGUGUGGUUUCUUAUUAUUUCCUGUAUGCAUGUUUAUAAGUACCGUAUUUGCCUGAUUAGUGAUUAGAAGCCCGGGCGUCUAUUCAUUAACAUAGAUAUAAUACACAGGUUCUUGCUGUCAUCCUGUUCUAUUCUCCCGAUGUUCUCUUUCUCUCUUCCUGCUCAUUUAUCCUAUUGUAUUGCGUUGAGUUUAUUGAUACUUAUUACCGGUAUAAACGUUACAGUAGGCACUGCACCAGAUCGUCUCCCUGAUACACCAGCAGAGGGUCUUGAUCCAAUGCCUGUUACUCCUGAAGUUAUAAGCAUUGCUCAAAAGAUGAAGAAAAAUGCUGAAAAGAAACUCAAGACUAGCUUCACUACCUACACUCCUUUGUAUUAUAUAAAGAAAGGAGAGAGUUAUUAUUGUAUAAGAGUUCUGGUUGAUGAUGGUAUAAUAGAUGUCUUUGGUAAGUAUUGCUGUGCCGGUUAUGUCAGUGGAGUUAAAGCAAAGCAUGUUAAUUUGACAUUCUUCUAACUUUACAAGUGAAUCUGCUCAGUUUGUUGUAGCUGUUUUUAAUUAUUAUGUUAAUUAUUUUUGUAUUACCAUGCAGUAUAAAUCUGCUUUAUUUUAUUUUUAAUAUUAAUU